UCACAAGUGUCUCUGCCAUUUAGAGUCACCAGCUCAUGUCAGGAAUGUCCGUCCCCUGCGCGCACGGAUCAUGCACUGGAUGCUCCCACUUUAUUUUUAACCCGGCAGGGUGGGUCAGUGGCUGGCUUUCGGGAAUGACCGUGGAGCGCGCGGCGCCUUCAGCCCCUCUCCCUCGUCCCGCGUGCAGGACCGUGGCCUCCUCCUCCUCUUCCUCCUCCUCUUCCUCCGCCGUCCGCUCCGACCUGGACCAGGACCGCCGCGCGUCAAUGGGAUUAUAAUUGGUUUAUUGGCAGGGGAGAAGAAGUCGAGGUAUAAACACUUUGGGACAGGACAACAUCCAGAGGCGAGCUACCUCAAGUGUUCCAGACCCCUCCUGCCAUUUCCUCCCCCUCCGCUCAUCCCCCCUCUUCACCCAGAGCACCUGAGGACGCCGGCCGCCGUCCCGUCCCCCACCUGCUCGCCACGCUGGCUGCCGCCAUGACGUCCACCACGGACUUUGACAAUGCGGAGAUCACGCAGCAGUACAGCCGCAUCAACACCCGCUUUGACCUCCCCGAUGGAGAACUCGACAACGACAACAGCUCUGCCCGGCUGUUCGAGCGCUCACGCAUCAAGGCCCUCGCAGAUGAGCGCGAGGCGGUCCAGAAGAAGACUUUCACUAAAUGGGUCAACUCCAUCCUGUCGCGGGUCGGCUGUCGCAUCUCCGACCUCUACCUGGACCUGCGGGACGGACGCAUGCUCAUUAAACUGCUGGAGGUGCUGUCCGGGGAACGGCUGCCAAAACCAACGAGGGGCCGGAUGCGUAUCCACUGUUUGGAGAACGUGGACAAGGCUCUGCAGUUCCUCAAAGAGCAGAGGGUCCAUCUGGAGAACAUGGGUUCCCACGACAUCGUCGACGGCAACCAUCGCCUCAUCCUCGGCCUCAUCUGGACCAUCAUCCUGCGCUUCCAGAUCCAGGACAUCGUCGUGGAAACGGGCCAGGCGGACCAGAAGGAGACGCGCUCAGCCAAGGACGCUCUUCUUCUGUGGUGUCAGAUGAAAACUGCAGGAUAUCCCAACGUCAACAUCACAAACUUCACCACCAGCUGGAAAGACGGCAUGGCCUUCAACGCUCUCAUACACAAACACCGGCCAGAUCUCGUGGACUAUAACAAUCUGAAGAGGUCCAACCCGACCCACAACCUCCACAACGCCUUCAACGUGGCAGAGCAGAGGCUCGGUGUGACCAAACUGUUAGACCCAGAAGAUGUGUUCACAGAGAACCCAGAUGAGAAGUCCAUCAUCACGUACGUCGUGGCAUUCUACCAUUACUUCUCCAAGAUGAAGCAGCUCGCCGUCGAGGGCAAGCGAGUUGGAAAGGUUCUGGAUCACGCCAUCGAGACGGAGAAGAUGAUUGAUAAGUACGAGACGCUGGCGUCAGACCUGCUGACGUGGAUCGAGCAGACCAUCAUCGUGCUGAACAACCGAAAACUGGCCAACUCCCUGACCGGAGUCCAGCAGCAGCUUCAGGCCUUCAACACCUACCGCACUGUGGAGAAGCCGCCCAAGUUUCAGGAGAAGGGAAACCUGGAGGUGCUGCUCUUCACCAUCCAGAGUCGUAUGAGGGCCAACAACCAGAGGGUCUUCACGCCUAAAGAGGGGGCCCUGGUCGCAGAUAUCAACAGAGCGUGGGCGCGUCUGGAGAGGGCGGAGCACGAGCGCGAGCGCGUCCUGAGGGACGAGCUGAUCAGACAGGAGAAGCUGGAGCAGAUGGCGAGAAGAUUCGACAGGAAGGCGGCCAUGAGGGAGACGUGGCUCCUGGAGAACCAGAGACUAGUGGCCCAGGACAACUUUGGUUACGACCUGCCGGCCGUGGAGGCGGCCAAGAAGAAGCACGACGCCAUCGAGACGGACAUCGCAGCGUACGAGGAGCGCGUCAAGUCCCUGGUGGCCAUCUCGAGGGAGCUGGAGUCGGAGCGCUACCACGACGCCAAGCGGAUCGACGCGCGGAAAGACAACGUCCUGCGCCUCUGGGACUACCUGCAGGAGCUGCUGAAGGCUCGUGGCGGGCGCCUGGACAAGAACCUGACGCUGCAGAGGAUCUUCCAGGAGAUGCUGUACAUUAUCAGCUGGAUGGACGACAUGAAGGCUCGGCUGCUGUCUCCGGACUUUGGGAAACACUUGCUGGAAGUCGAAGACCUGUUACAGAAACAUGCCUUGUUGGAGAAUGACAUUGCCCUGCAGGCAGAGCGGGUGCACAACGCCAGUGCUGCUGCUCUCCAGUUUGCAAAUGGAGAUAGCUACAAGCCAUGCGAUCCCCAGGUGAUCCGGGACAGGGUGCAGCACCUGGACCUGUGCUACCAGGAGCUCUGUGCCCUGGCGGCCCAGCGCAGGGCUCGCUUGGAGCAGUCCCGCCGCUUCUGGAACUUCCUGUGGGAGGUGACGGAGCUGGAGAGUUGGAUCCGGGAGAAGGAGCACCUUUUCUCCUCCCUGGAUUAUGGCAGGGACCUGACGAGCGUGCUGGUGCUCCAGAGCAAACACAGCGCCUUCGAGGACGAGCUCGGGGCCCGCCGCGCCAACCUCGAACAGGUCUUGGCCGAGGGCGGGAAGAUGAUCCAGGCCAAGCACUUCGGCUCCCCUAAGGUCCAAGAAAGCAUGGACGACCUCAGGAGGCAAUGGGAGCAACUGGAGGAGCUGGCGGCAUUCCGGAAACAGAACCUGCAGGACACUCAGAGGUUCUUCCAGUUCCAGGGAGACGCUGACGAACUCAAGGCCUGGCUGCUGGACGCCAAGAGGCAGAUGAGCAACGAGGACGUCGGCCACGAUGAGUACACGACUCGGCGGCUGCUCAAGAGGCACAACGACCUGAGGAACGAGGCGAUCAAGAACGGGGCCACAAUCGAAGCUCUGUCGAAGCAGGCCAACGCGCUGCCAGAGGAGCUGCUGAACACUCCCGACAUCCAGAGGCGUCUCAAAGACAUCAAGGACCUCUACAUGGAACUCUUGUCUCUGGCUGACCUGAGGCAGAAGAAGCUCGAAGACACCAUGGCCCUGUACACCAUCGUCAGUGAGACGGACGCCUGCGAGCUCUGGAUGGGCCAGAAGGAGACGUGGCUGGUGGGCUUAGAGGUGCCGGAGAAGCUGGAAGAUCUGGAAGUGGUACAGAACAGGUUGAGCAUUCUAGCUCAAGAUAUGGCAAAUGUCCAGUCGCGAGUGGACGACGUCAACAAAGCUGUGAAACGCCUCGAGGACAGCAGACACCCUCGCACCAAAGAGGUCAAGGAAUGUCAGACGCGACUGAAUACGAGGUGGGAGGCGUUCAAGGCCAUGGUGGAGGACAAGAAGAGGAAAGUGGAUUCCGCCGUCAGUCUGCACAACUACGGCCUUGAGUGUGACGAGACAGAGGCCUGGAUCAGAGACAAGACGCGGCUGAUCGAGUCCACACAAGACUUGGGCAACGACCUGGCUGCCGUCAUGACCAUCCAGAGGAAGCUGUUUGGCAUCGAGAGAGAUCUAGCCGCCAUCGAUGCCAAGAUGACCUUCCUGAGGGACGAGGCCGACCAGCUGGCGGAGGAUCACCCGGAGAACGCAGCCGACAUCUUGGCGCGCAGAGGGGAACUGGACGCGGCCUGGGACGCGCUGAAGAAGACUCUGAAAGACAGAGAGGACUCCUUGGGCGAGGUCAGCAAGUUGCAGACCUUCCUCCAGGACAUGGACGACUUCCAGUCCUGGCUUUUCAAGAUGCAGAAGGCCGUGGCGUCGGAGGAGUUGCCCGCCACGCUGCCGGAGGCCGAGGAGCAGCUCAGCCUGCACGACGCAGUGCGGGAAGACAUAAGCAACCACGAGGAGGACUAUCACCGCGUGAGGGACACCGGCGCGCAGGUCACGCAGGGUCAGGAGGACGACCCCCAGUACCAGCAGCUGGAGCAGAGGCUGAAAGGCAUGGACCGCGGAUGGUACGAGCUGCAGAAGAUGUGGGACAGUCGCAAGAACCUCCUGGACCAGGGUCUGGGCUUCCAGCAGUUCAUGAGAGAUGGCAAGGCGGUAUCGGCCAUCCUCAACAACCAGGAGUACACCUUGGCCCACAUAGACAAGCCCGACACCUUGGCCGGCGCAGAGAAGGCUUUGAAGAAGCAUGAGGACUUUGUGAGCACCAUGGAGGCCAACGAGGACAAGAUCGACGGCGCCCUGCAGGGCGGACGGCGGCUGGUCGACAGCAACAACCUGUACUCUGAGAAGGUUCAGGACAAAAUGGACUCCAUCCAAGACAGGCAUGACAAAAAUAAAAGAAGAGCCCAGGAGGUGUCCGAGAAGCUCAGAGAUAACCGCGACCUGCAGCACUUCCUGCAAAACACUCAUGACCUGACGCUGUGGAUCAACGAGAAGAUGCUGACGGCCCAGGACACGUCGUACGACGAGGCCAGGAACCUCCACAGCAAGUGGCUGAAACACCAGGCCUUCAUGGCCGAGCUGGCCUCCAACAAGGACUGGCUCAACAAAGUGGACCAGGAGGGCCAGGAGCUGAUGGAGUCCAAGCCGGAGUUUGAGCCCAUCGUGACGGAGCGCCUGGCCAAGCUCCACGAGCUGUGGGACAAACUGGAGUCCACCACCCAGGAGAAGGCGCGGCUGCUGUUCGACGCCAACCGCUCCGAGCUGUUCGACCAGAGCCUGGCCGACAUGAAGAAGUGGCUCGGCGGGCUGCAGCAGCAGCUGCAGAGCGGAGACGAGGACGCCAGGGACCUGACGAAGGCCAACAUCCUGCUCAAGAAGCAUCAGAUGAUGGAGAACCAGGUGCGUGACCGGGCGAGGGAGCUGGAGGAGCUGCAGGAGGCGGUCAGGAGGCACGGCGGCGGCAGGGAGGACCAGCCCGAGCUGGAGGCCGAGCAGCGGGCCCUGCAGAGCGACUUCCAGCAGCUCCUCACGCCACUGGCGCAGCGCAAGGGCAAACUGGAGGCCGCCAAGGCCGUCCACCAGUUCUACAGAGACCUGGCCGAUGAGCUCCUCUGGAUAGAGGAGAGGAUGCCCCUGGCGACGUCAGAGGGGCACGGCCACAAUCUUCAAACUGUGCAAAUGUUGCUGAAGAAGAACCAGACAUUACAGAGGGAGAUCGAGGGCCACCAGCCUCGCGUGGACGAAGUGCUCGAGCGGGGACGGAGGAUGGCGGCCGCCGCCAGCGCCGAGGACAGGCCGGAGGCGGAGCGGAUUGCGGGCCAGCUGACGGAGCUGGAGGAGGCGUGGGCCCGGCUGCGGGACGAGAUGGCCAAGCGCCGGGAGAGGCUGAGCGGCUCCAACUUGGCCCAGCAGUACUACAACGACGCGGGCGACGCCGAGGCCUGGAUCGGGGAGCAGGAGCUUUACAUGAUCGCCGACGAGAAGGCCAAGGACGAGCAAAGUGCCUUGCUGGCGCUGAAGCGGCACAUGGUCCUCAAGCAGGCGGUGGACGACUACGCCGACGCCAUUCAGAAGCUGAACGGCCGUGCCCAGAAGAUGUUUGCGGAGGACCACCCUAAUGGCGAGGGGAUCAUCAGGCGACAGGGCCAGGUGGAUAAGCAGUACGCUGGGCUGCGGGAGCUGGCGGAGGACCGCAGGAGGAAGCUGGACCACACCUUCCACCACUUCCUGCUGAGCCGAGAGGUGGAGGACCUGGAGCACUGGAUCGCGGAGAGAGACAUGGUGGCCUCCUCUCAGGAGAUGGGCCAGGACCUGGAUCACGUCUCGCUUCUGAGGGAUAAGUUCAGAGAAUUCGCGCGGGAGACGGGGAUGGUGGGACAGGAGCGGGUGGACAUGGUCAACCAGACGAUAGACGAGCUGAUCGAAGCCGGCCACUGCGAGGCGGCCGCCAUGGCCGAGUGGAAGGACACCAUCAACGACAGCUGGGCCGAUCUGCUGGAGCUCAUCGACACUCGCGCUCAGCUCCUCACGGCGUCUUACGAACUGUUAAAGUACUUUGACGACGGGAAGGAGUUGGUGGCCCAGAUCCACGAGAAGCAGAACGAGCUGCCCGACGAUGUGGGAGAGGACUUCAGCAAAGCCGAGUCCUUCCACCGGAUGCACGCCGCCUUUGAGAGAGACAUCAGCGCACUCGGCAAACAGGUUCAACAGUUCCAGGAGACAGCCGCCAGGCUCCAUGCCCAGUACGCAGGGGACAGGGCCGAAGCCAUCCAGGCCACGGAGCGGGAGGUGGUGGAGGCCUGGAAGGGCCUGCUGGAUGCCUGCGACGGCCGCAGGGCACAGCUGGUGGACACGGCGGAAAAGUUCCGCUUCUUCACCAUGGUCCGGGACCUGAUGGCCUGGAUGGAGAGCAUCAUCCAGCAGAUCGAGACCCAGGAGAAACCCAGGGAUGUGUCAUCCGUGGAGCUGCUGCAGAAGUACCACCAGGGGAUCCGCUCGGAGAUCGAAGCCAGGGGAGCCAAAUUCAACGACUGCAUAGACCUCGGCAAGACCCUGCUGACGCGGAAGCAUCGAGACGCCGCGGAGAUCAAAGAGAGGCUGGUGCAGCUGAUGGAGAAGAGGAAGGAGAUGAUGUUCAAGUGGGACGACAGAUGGGACUGGCUCAGGCUCCUGCUGGAGGUGUGUCAGUUUGCGAGGGACGCCUCGGUGGCGGAGGCGUGGCUGGUCGCUCAGGAGCCCUACGUGACCAGCAGGGACCUGGGCCGCACCGUGGACGAGGUGGAGAAGCUCCUCAAGAGGCACGAGGCCUUCGAGAAAUCCACCGCCACCUGGGAGGAGCGCUUCUCCGCACUGGAGCGCCUCACCACGCUGGAGUUGUUGGAGCUGAGGAAUCAGCAGCAGGAGAUGGAGCAGUUCAUCAAAGAGGAGCAACGGUCGGAUAAAGACAGCAGGAGAGAAGACACGGGCUUUGUAGAAGAAUCUUCACAGAUCUACACUGUCGAGGAACAAACUCUGUCUGGUUCCGGUGCAGUCGAGCCCAGUUCGUGUCCGCCGGAGGGGACGGCCGGCGACUCCACGGCGCCCGUCGUGUCGGAGAUGAGGGAGAGCGGCUCCCUGGAGCUGGAGUCCUCCGUCUCGUUCGUGACCCCGAGGGAACCGGAGCGGGCGGCCACCAUGCCCGCGGAGCCCCUCCGAGCCCAGGCUGUGCUGCAGGAGGGCACGCUGGGCCGCAAACAUGACGUCGAAGGCUCCGGAAAGAAGGCUUCGAGCAGGUCAUGGAACAGCUUGUACUGCGUGCUGAAGCCCGCUCAGCUCUCGGCCUACAAGGACGCCAAGAGCUUUGGGCACGGAGCGACGUAUCACGGCGAGGACCCCCUGCCCCUCGGCAACGCCACCUGGGAGGUCCUCGCCACCUACAAGAAGAAGAAGCACGUCGCCAAACUACGUCUCGGUGAUGGCAGCGAGUAUUUGUUCCAGUGUAAAGACGAGGAGGAGCUCCACCGUUGGAGCCAGGCCAUGGAGAAGGCCACUCAGCCCCUGGCAGCGGAGGAGGCGUCGGGGCCCUCGGGGCCCUCGGGGGCCAAAGCCCACAGCCUGCCCCCGCCCUCCUCCUCAGCUGGCCUCCCGGAGCCCAGCUCUGCCAAGAAAGACAAGGAGAAGAAGUUCAGCCGCUUCGCCAAGAAGAAGUGAAAGGAGAUGGGAGAGCCACAGGGAGGGAGGGAGGCUGGGGGUUGCCGAGGCAACCUGGAAAGAGAAAGUAGUAUUUGUGUACAAUCAAUCAGAGCUUUUUAUCACCAGAUUAUUUUUUUUUUAUAUUAUUUUGUGAGCGUUAACAUAAAUAUGGUAGUUUUAGUUUUAAGCCGUCACUCCUUUGCCUGUAUUUAAAGACAGUGUAUCAUUGCAAAGAUCCACUUUUUUCUUCUUCUUCGUGUUCUUUUUUUUUUGAACAAAUAAUCAAAUUCAAAGCAUUAAAGACGAAAGCACAGGAACGCUCCGCUCACACUCAACCAAAGAAUGCUUGUAAAACGUUUGUUGUGUUACUUUCAUUUUGAUUUGAUCCGCUUCAGAAAGGCAUGCGUCGAUACACAGCUGCGUACGAUACGAAGGCCUGUAACGAACAUGCGUUCUGAUAUUAAUCUGCCUUAUGAAAUGGUUGUGAACUGUAAUACUGUGCUGAUUGAAUUCGGAGCGAUGAACGCUACUGACACUAGAGUUUGCGUGAAAUGAACGGGCUUUGUAAAUGCGGUGUAAAGACUUGGUGAUGAGCGCGCGCGCACACAGACACACACACACACACACACCAAGUGUAAUUGCAGGUAUGCAAACGAAAUGCUCCGAUGCACUGUGAAGGGUUCGACUGUUGAGAUUUUAGAUUGGUAACCGACAACAUGAUCAGUCAUGUAACGCCACGAGCAGUUUGUUUUUGAAUAUAAGACUGAAUGUUCUCGACUGAAGCUGUGGCAGUAGUUAUUUCUGUGAACUUGAAAUAUAUUCAACACUUGUGUAAUGAAGCUUAAAUUUCAUAUCUAUUGGAUAACAUAUACACAGUAUAUAUAUAUAUAUAUAUAUAUAUAUAUAUAUAUAUAUAUAUAUCUAUCUACAGAUGCAUGAGGUAUGUUUUACGUUAUUAGUUUGAUAUGGUGCUAUUGUGAUAUUCUUCAACCUUGAAUCGAGACAGACUUGACCCGACUUCUUGGUCUUCAACUUUGGUUUCUAGUAAAAUAUGUGAAAAAUGUAUGACCAAUAUCUGAGGGGUGUUUUAUAAAGGUCUUACUGUGACUUAAAAUGCGUAUGAAAAACUGAACUGGGAUUAAUCCCUUUCCUUUGGUCAAGUCCGGAUUAUGUCACAGCUUUCAAACAAAGAGCAGCGUGUUAAUAAACGUGAUACGGGAGUAAAAUAUUCCAGCAAAGUAAUAGUCAUGAAUAAUGUUGUGGGUCAGUGUGAACCAAGCGUUUCAAGUAAUCAUGUAUCAUGCAACCAACUCAGUUUGGUCUCUUUCCGCCUCGGGGUCUCGCUCCUGUGUAGGGGGCCUCAUCUUUAAGCUUUUAUAAAAACACCCCUCUGGUCUCAAGAGCUCGAUUUUCAUUUAACACAAGACUUACAUUCUGUCACUUGAACAGAAGGACCACCGUUGAAAGGUUUUUUCAAGGUGCCAAAAGCCAAAGUGGAGGACAAGUUGCGGGUCGCGUGCAUCUUGACUGCUUUAUCCAAACCACACCACAGGACCAGGUUUUCUCUCCACCUGGAGGACGAGGACCACGCGAGCCGAGGUCAUGUGUCCGUAUGCUCUGAAUGUAAGGGAGGAAAUGAUGAGGAAAAUGAGGACAUUUGCUACAUUUAGGAGUAUAAUACACUAAAAGCCAUAAUAGAUGAAUACAUUUAAUCAAUAUAUGCAUACAGGCGGGUAUAAAGUAUGUGCAGUGUAUCGAGCUGGAUUUAUAAAUGUUAUGAUAGUGGCCCCCCCUCUCUCUCACACACACGUACACACACUCUCCCACUGCCGUCUUGCCUUGUACCGUGGGCUCCGUCCCUGAACUAUGAUCCAUCUCAAGUGACCUCAUUAAAAUGAUGGAAGUUGUGUGUCGAGAGACUAAAAGAACGACUGUUCAGCUCAAAGAGUUUUUUGCAGGAAAGGUGUCGGCGUCACGAUGAUCUCUCUCUCGCCCUCUGGCUUAUUUACAUUUACCCGUAGAACAAAAGUAGCUUAUUACAUCAUCCUGUCAUGGCCGCCACCCACGUGUAGCACACGUGUCUCCAUGUGCAGAUCAUCACGUCUGAGCCAAAAGAACACGUCAUUUUUCUGUUACAAAAUGCACCUUGAAAUAGUUUUGGGGGGAAAAACUAGCAUCGCACGUAUUCAGUCUCUUGCUUUUUUAAAACUCGGUCACUGCAUCUGUGGUAUCUCAGACUCGCCACACUUCCUUCUCCGUCACCUCCGUCCACUUUCCUUGAUCCUCCUCUUCCCCUACACCUGCCUUUUUCUGUUUCGGUGGUUUUUAAUCUGCAUUUUGUACUCUCCAGCUAUGUGACGUACCCCCCCUAAGACUGUUGACAUGGGGGGAAAGAGAAAAAUCAAAGACAUUUAAACACUUUCAGAGAAUAAAGUUUCAAAUUAACUCCUGAAA
Scophthalmus maximus (turbot) is the source of this 9996-nucleotide messenger RNA. RefSeq names its product spectrin, beta, erythrocytic (gene sptb). NCBI's taxonomy places the organism in Eukaryota, Metazoa, Chordata, Actinopteri, Pleuronectiformes, Scophthalmidae. The coding region runs from base 478 to 7560 and encodes 2360 amino acids. Gene Ontology annotation, cellular component: spectrin; cell junction; plasma membrane. Gene Ontology annotation, molecular function: actin filament binding; structural constituent of cytoskeleton; phospholipid binding. Gene Ontology annotation, biological process: actin cytoskeleton organization. The transcript has 37 exons. The record is from RefSeq and is a predicted model, not a curated record.